Molecule: messenger RNA, 774 nt
Organism: Apaloderma vittatum (bar-tailed trogon)
Lineage: Eukaryota; Metazoa; Chordata; Aves; Trogoniformes; Trogonidae
Gene: DCPS
Product: decapping enzyme, scavenger
Exons: 5
Coding region: 1-774 (257 amino acids)
Biological process (GO): deadenylation-dependent decapping of nuclear-transcribed mRNA
Cellular component (GO): nucleus; P-body
Molecular function (GO): hydrolase activity; RNA 7-methylguanosine cap binding
Source: RefSeq, a predicted model, not a curated record
AUGAUCAUCCUGGAGAAGACUCCUUUCCAGGAGGAGAAGCUCUUGGACCUGCUGAAGAAGCACACGAAGCUGGAGCUGCAGAUGCGCAACGACAUUUACAGCACGUACCACCUCUAUCCUCCCCCGGAGCUGAGCGAGAUCAAAACCACCGUGGUGUACCCUGCCACGGAGAAACACCUUCAGAAAUACCUCCGGCAAGAGGUGCACCUCAUCCGCGAAACCCGGGAGGACUACGAGAACGUAACGUUGCCCUUCAUCCAGUCGCAGAGCUUCAGCGUCCAGUGGGUGUACAACAUCCUGGAGAAGAAAGCUGAGGCCGAUCGCAUCGUCCACGAAAACCCCGAUCCUCGUGACGGCUUUGUUCUGGUUCCAGAUUUUAAGUGGAAUCAAAACCAGCUCGAUGACCUCUACCUCAUCGCCCUCGCCCAUCGCCGCGACGUCAAGUGUCUUCGGGACCUCACCGGCGAGCACCUCCCGCUGCUGAGGAACAUCGCGCGGGAAGGGACAGAGGCCGUAACGAAGCGUUUCGGCGUUCCGGGCUCCCAGCUGCGGAUCUACCUGCAUUACCAACCCUCCUACUACCACCUGCACGUGCAUUUCACCGCCCUGGGUUACGACGCCCCGGGCAGCUCGGUGGAGAGAGCCCAUCUCCUGGCAGACGUGAUCGACAACCUGGCGACGGACUCCUCGUACUACCAGAAACGGGCUCUCACCUUCGCCCUUCGGGCUGACGAACCUCUCUUUAAAAAAUUCCAGGAGGCGGGAAGGGCGUGA